This is a messenger RNA of Trichosurus vulpecula (common brushtail), 336 nucleotides long. RefSeq names its product ATP synthase F(0) complex subunit C1, mitochondrial-like. The record is from RefSeq and is a predicted model, not a curated record. Gene Ontology annotation, biological process: proton motive force-driven ATP synthesis; proton transmembrane transport. The transcript is spliced from 3 exons. NCBI's taxonomy places the organism in Eukaryota, Metazoa, Chordata, Mammalia, Diprotodontia, Phalangeridae. Gene Ontology annotation, molecular function: proton transmembrane transporter activity. The coding region runs from base 1 to 336 and encodes 111 amino acids.
AUGCGAGCCGGCUCAAACCCGUUUGACUGGUGUGGCCUCAGCCCCCAAGAGGCAUGUAAUUCAGAGAAUACCAUUAUAUAUGGAUUCCAAGCUAGCUCUGUCUCAAAGGACAUUGACACAGCAGCCAAGUUCUUUGGGGCUGGGGCUGCCACUGUGGGGGUGGCCGGCUCUGGAGCUAGGAUUGGUUCUGUGUUUAUAAGUCUCAUCAUUGGUUAUGCCAGGAACCCUUCCCUGAAGCAGCAGCUCUUUCCCCACACCAUCCUGGGCUUUGCCCUGUCUGAGACCAUGGGGCUCUUUUGCCUGAUGGUGGCCUUCCUCAUCCUCUUCUCCAUGUGA